AGGCCGCCAGGGCAGCUGCUCCCCCCGCCAUGGGUGACGCGUCCCGGCGGGCGGAGUCGGGCACUCAGCUACUCGCACGACUUGAGGGCAGAAGUUCUCUGAAGAAUCUUGAACCUUACCUGUUUGCUGAGGAAGGAUCUCCUGUUCAUGGAGAUGUCAUUGAAUUCCAUGGUGCAGAAGGAACGGGAAAAACAGAAAUGCUUUAUCACCUAAUAGCCCGCUGCAUCAUUCCAAAAUCAGGAGGAGGACUGCAAGUGGAAGUCAUGUUCAUUGACACUGAUUCCCACUUCGAUUUGCUGCGUCUGGUUACCAUUCUGGAGCACAGGCUGGCACAGGGGGCAGAGGAGGUGAUAAAGCAGUGCCUGGCAAGGCUUUUUCUGGUGAACUGCAAUAGUAGCACCCAGCUCCUCCUCACACUCUACUCUUUAGAAAACAUGUUUUGCUCUCGCCCCUCCCUCUGCCUUUUGAUUUUAGAUAGCAUAUCAGCUUUUUAUUGGAUAGACAGAAGCAAUGGAGGGGAGAGUCUUACCUUGCAGGAGCUGAAUCUGAAGAAAUGUGCUCACUUGCUUGAGAAGCUCGUGCGAGAGCAUCACUUAGCCCUCUUUGCAACAACACAGACACUUAUGCAGAAAUCUACCAAUGCCACAGAAAGCUUUUAUCCUUCAAAACUUCAGCAUGAAACUGAUACUGACUAUAGACCUUAUCUUUGUAAAUCAUGGCAACAAAUGGUAACCCACAGGAUAUUUUUCUCUAAGCAAUGCACUUCUGGCAACAGCAAAGGUUUUACAGUCGUUUCUUGCCACCUCAAAAGAAACCAUGUAGUGAAACGUUCAUUUAGUAUUGCAGAAUGUGGAGUUCAGUUUUAACUUCAGUUUGUUUUUUAAAUGUGUAGCAAAUCCUAGUACUUAAGGCCUGAUUAGGUCUAAGUAGUUUUUAGUACCUUUUAAACUAGUUGGUUGUUGCUGCCUGAUUAAGAAUUUUCGUCACUAUUUUCUUAACAUUUAGUAAAGAGGAAAUGGUGAAAUUUUUUAAUUACUGCAGAGAUUCAGUCCAAACUAGUGAGGAACGCUGAAAUAACCUGUUUGUGCUUAAUACAUAGAUUAAAUCAAGAAAAUUAUAUCCAAAUACAUUUUAAACUCUUGGUAUCCUUCAGUACUCUAACCUAUGUGAUAUGUGGCCCAAUACACGGAUUCAUUUCUGGGUCUUACUGCUUUCCACUCCUCUUCCAAGCUACAGAAAUGGGAGCCUAGAUAUCUGUGGGGGACACUGCAAAAAGACAAGUGUUUGCUCUUCAUAUAUAUUGGUCUUGGUUUAUUCCCAGCAGCAUGGGGCAUAUGAAGUGCAUUCACAACUGCCUGAAGGAGAGGAUUCAUUUUUCACAGCCUGUUAAAUAGUGGUGAUCCUGGCCAUGCUUCUCCAACCUCCCAGCCUCUCUGUUCACGUUAGCACGUGCUUGCAGAAGCAAGGACUGCAGGUGUUUUGACCCUUCCAAACGUCUGGGUUUGCAGAACCUACAGUUAGCUCAGAAAUGGAGGCCUGAUUUCCAUAACUGAAGGAAAACUAAAGACCCAGCUCUGGGUACCUGUGAGCUUGUGCUGCACACAGCAAAGAGUUCAGUCUUGGAAAAUAAUGAAGUGUGGGUUAUGGGUUGUUCUGGGUAUGGUGUUGGGGUUUUUUUGUCUUUUUUUAAAUUAUUUUUUAGACGGAUGUACAGACGCCAUUCUUUUUUCUCUGCCCUCCCUCAUUAUUCCUUCCCACUUCUUUCUCUUCCUCCACUCAGAUCUCUAAGAAAUCCAGGAAUGCCAUGCCUCUGGCCGUUGCCAAUGUGUAUUUGCCACAUGUAGAACAUUUGUGUGCAGGAUUUGGCAUGCAACGUGUUGCAAUUCUGGCAAAAAAAAAUCAGAACUUAUGGGAAAUGCCCUACAGUUCUGGCAAAGAAUACCAUAUUAUUUAUUAACCUAAAGUACCCUUUGAAAGCUUCAAAGUGCCUUACAAGAAAGAAAAUUGCACACAGUACAUUAUUUAAUACAAAAACUUACAUUAGCUUACAAAUGUAAAUUACUCAAGCAAGGGGAAAAUAUUUCUCACAGCAAUAUUCGUUCAGUCAUGUUGCACAGCAUGUUUUAUAGUUGAGAUUUAACAGAUUAUUAACAAAAAUGCAUAUUAAGAAGUAGUAUCUAGCACAGUAUCUUUUUGAGGAAGAUGCCUAAAAAAUUCCUCUUGCAAUACACUUACCUUUAAUUUCCUGAUUUAUGAAGCUGGCUUUUUCAGGCUGAAUAUAUCUGGAUCCCCAGCUGUGUGUAGCUCAGUGUGCUUUUCCAGAUUUCUGUAUAUGGAGCUAGGAGUGUGUAUUUAUACUGUUGUUUAUAGAAUUGGGCAUCUGUGUGAUUUGGCUGAAUUUUUGCAAAGAUGAGGAGUGUCCCUACCUCUAAGAGCAGCCGCUACCACAGCUUUUGGGAGGAGCUGUGAGCUUUUGGGAGGAGGGUGAGAAAUGCCAGUUCCCACUGGCACAGCCUCCCACAGCACAGGGCUUGGGUUGCUCCUGACCAGAGCCUGCAGUGAGACCAGGGUUUGAUGGCUGUGGAUCAGACCUGUGCUCCAGUCAUUCAGCCAAUCCAUAUUUAACUUACCCUCUUGGGUUCCACUAGGUCUUUGCACAGUCAGUUCAGUUUGGUUAUUCUUUCUGGAAAGGAAAAGCUUCCUCUUUCCCCCCCCUCUCAUUUUAAACCUGCCAACUGAUCACACUGUCAGUUCUGUUCUUGUGAGUCAUGACCAAACUUUGCCUUUCCAAUAUCUCUGCAAAGGUGGUGCUUCUAUAGACUGUCCUUUCAUUUGUGCUUUCUCUUCCUUCAACACCAGCAUUUAUUUUGUUUCAGAACUUGCCUAAGUACCCAAAUACAUGAAAAACAUACAGCUUAACCAUUCAGCCUAGACUGGACCCAGGUUAGAUGGUUUAUCAUGAGUAGACACUUCCACUGGGAAUUAUGGAGGACAUACAUGCUUUUUAUUUUAUUUUGUAAAAAACUGGGAAGAUUCAAGCAGAACUAAGAAAACAUAAAUGUGAAAAUUAUAGGACUACAUAAUUUCUAGUGCUAAAAAAAAUGAAAACAGUCAUCUUUUCUAUGAGAGAAUACAGCUCCACUGAAGAUUAACUGCUUCAGAAAAUCAUACUUGCUAGAAAAUAUGUUUGAGAAAAAACAAUGGAAAUGUUCUGGCAUUCCCAUCUGGAAAAAAAAGCUUUUGUACUGUUCACAAUGAAGUCUAUAUUUUGCAUUGUACUAUAAAGUAAAUGCCUAAACUGAAAGGAAGCCAGGGUUCUAAUUGAUCAAAAAGAGCACCUCAGGAAAUUUUGAAAUUUCUGUUUUAUUUUUACUUUGAAUACAGACAGAUUUAUUUAAAAAAAAAAAAAAAAACCACACCUUUGGUAAUUGUAAUAUUCAUGCUCUUCAGAUUUCUUUUGGAUAUAUAGGGAGCCUGGCUGUCAGGAAUGCUGGGCAUCUGCAAAUCCCUGUGAGCUUGCAGGAGGGAUAGACAGUGCAAUCUGGGAGGGCACUGAUCUUCUUCUCUGCAAGAAUUAUGCCAUUUGGAAAAAUGAACCUCGAGGAUACAAGUCUUAAGAUGAAAAUCUGGGAAGCAGCACUUUAGUUUGUACCAUAAUUAACUGUGGGUAUUAAAAAUGGGGUUUACAAUUAUUUUGUUUAAUGGAGAACUUUCCCUAAUAAGACUAAGUGGAAAUCGUAGGUAGUGAGGAACGCCAGGAACAGUCUAUUGAACCUGGCAUUGCACUUAGUAUAUAAUAUUAAAUCCAGAUCCUCCUCUUUUACCACCCAGUCUCCAGCCCACUCUCUAACCUGGAGUGACCUGUGCUGCUGCUGCUCAGCCUCCCGGGGAGGGAGCACACUUCGGGUUGGUAGGUCUCUGCCACUGGAAAUCAGCCCUGCAAAAGAUAAGUACCACUGCUUAUCAUCAAGCAGUGAGAGAAUGCAAAUAUUCCUAAACUCUUAAUUUAUCCAGUUUUUUUUAGAGAUGAAAAUCCUUUCAUGUCCAUGUCCUUAUUCCUCAGCCCAGUGUUGCAUUUCUAAGGCUUUGUAGGCACAGGAACUUUUCCUAUGAGUUUUUGUUUGUUGCUUCAUAAUGCAACAUUGAAUUAAAGCAGCAAGAUUGAAAUAAAGAGGAACUAGUUCACCCUUUUCCCCCUAUCCUUUCUGUAAUGAGAGAGCUUUUUAGCAAAAUCAAAUUAAGGCAUUCUGCAGGUUUUGUAUUUAUUCUUAAAUAAACCAGUAUUUCUAUGGACACCUGGAAAGAAAAUGUCAUUUUUAUAUUCAGCAAAAAAGUUCUUUGUAUUCCUAGACUAUUUUUGUCAAGCAAAUAAAAUACAAAUAACAAUUU
This is a messenger RNA of Apus apus (common swift), 4389 nucleotides long. RefSeq names its product X-ray repair cross complementing 2 (gene XRCC2). Gene Ontology annotation, cellular component: centrosome; Rad51B-Rad51C-Rad51D-XRCC2 complex; replication fork. Gene Ontology annotation, biological process: double-strand break repair via homologous recombination; DNA strand invasion. NCBI's taxonomy places the organism in Eukaryota, Metazoa, Chordata, Aves, Apodiformes, Apodidae. The record is from RefSeq and is a predicted model, not a curated record. The transcript is spliced from 3 exons. Gene Ontology annotation, molecular function: ATP-dependent DNA damage sensor activity; ATP binding; four-way junction DNA binding. Bases 30 to 866 code for a protein of 278 amino acids.